AUGAGUAAUAAUAGUAAUAGUAAUAGUAAUAGUAGUAGUAGUAAUAACAAUAGAUAUAAAUAUAAAUAUAAAGUAGUAAAAUUAAUGUAUAAGAUGAUGAUGAUGUUAGGCAAUGAUGACCCCGAAGUGGUCAACAAAGAUAAAUCAAGUACAGAUAACAUUCCAAAGCUUAUUGAAGUAAGCCAGAAACCAAGAAUAUAUAGAAUACCAAAGUUUUUGACUGAUGAGGAAUGUGAACACUUGAUUGAAACCUCUAAAAAUAAACUUAAACCAUGUAAUGAAAUUUCAUCAGGUGUACAUAGAAGUGGAUGGGGAUUGUUUAUGAAGGAAGGUGAAGAAGAUCAUCCAGUCACUCAAAAUAUAUUUAAUAGAAUGAAAACAUUUGUAAAUUUAACAGAAAGUAGUGAAGUUAUGCAAGUUAUUAGAUAUAAUCCAGGUGAAGAAACAUCAGCUCAUUUCGAUUAUUUCAAUCCACUCACUACGAAUGGAGCGAUGAAGAUUGGACUGUAUGGUCAGCGUAUAUGUACUAUACUUAUGUAUCUUGCAGAUGUAGAGGAGGGUGGUGAAACAUCAUUCCCAGAGGUAAACGUAAAAGUAAAACCUAUCAAGGGUGAUGCCGUCCUAUUUUAUAAUUGCAAACCGAAUGGUGAGGUCGAUCCAUUAUCAUUGCAUCAGGGUGAUCCUGUCAUCAAGGGAACCAAAUGGAUAGCUAUCAAACUAGUGAAUCAAAAGAAUACUGGAUCAAGCGCACCUUGA
Heterostelium album PN500 is the source of this 756-nucleotide messenger RNA. Its product is annotated as putative prolyl 4-hydroxylase alpha subunit. The coding region runs from base 1 to 756 and encodes 251 amino acids. Gene Ontology annotation, cellular component: endoplasmic reticulum. Gene Ontology annotation, biological process: peptidyl-proline hydroxylation to 4-hydroxy-L-proline. NCBI's taxonomy places the organism in Eukaryota, Evosea, Eumycetozoa, Acytosteliales, Acytosteliaceae. The transcript has 5 exons. The record is from RefSeq and is a predicted model, not a curated record. Gene Ontology annotation, molecular function: L-ascorbic acid binding; iron ion binding; procollagen-proline 4-dioxygenase activity.